This is a messenger RNA of Setaria italica (foxtail millet), 1831 nucleotides long. Its product is annotated as probable carboxylesterase 15. The record is from RefSeq and is a predicted model, not a curated record. NCBI's taxonomy places the organism in Eukaryota, Viridiplantae, Streptophyta, Magnoliopsida, Poales, Poaceae. Gene Ontology annotation, molecular function: hydrolase activity. The coding region runs from base 608 to 1597 and encodes 329 amino acids. The transcript has 2 exons.
GUCCAAUUAUGAUAAUGUGGCCUGUUUUGAGAUAUUGGGGGCUAGUUUGUAGCAAUCUGUUGAGAAUCGAUUUUUUUUUGAAAAUUUUUUUGGAAGAGCUCUCAAUAUAUAAUUUUGGAGAAGAACUUUUUGGGGCACUCUUGGAGUAGCUCUGAAGAGAACCCCAUUUGAUCUUUAGGGGCUUUGGUUUGAGGGCUAUUGCUGGAGUGCUCACAGCCUCCUAAACCUCAACAGCCUGAAAUCUGUGCUUCUUUCAGUCCGUCCGUGAGAACGACUGGGAAACUAUGAACAACUGAACAUGACACGGUGACGGCACCAUUGUUGCCGGCGAGGGCGAGGUUAGCCACCGGGCGUUCUGGGAGGUUCUCUUGAUUGCGAGCUUAGAGAAGGUCUUUGGAGGUUGAAAAUUAAAGGCAAUGCCGACCAUUGGAUGCUGAUCAAGCAGACAAAGAUGGCCAACUGCAAAGGCAGCUGACAGGAGUAGCAACGUAAUCUCCCACCUGAAAUUCACUUUUCUCCGUCAUAUCAGCACGCGGCACACACCACAUCAAAAAACCAGCAGGCCGACAGUUGCAGGCGCAUAGUACGCAUCAAGUGGAAGCCAACCAUGUCGUCGGCGUCGCCGGAGCCGGAGCCGCACGUGGUGGAGGACUGCCGCGGCGUACUGCAGCUGAUGAGCGACGGCACGGUGCGCCGCAGCGCCGAGCCGGCGUUCCCGGUGGAGAUCCCAGACGGCGACUGCGGCGUGGAGUGGAAGGACGUGACGUGGGAGCCGGAGCACGACCUCAACGUCCGCCUCUACCGGCCGAGGCGCCACCUCGCCAGCGGCGGCGCCAACGACGCGCGCAUCCUCCCCGUGGUGGCCUACUUCCACGGCGGCGGCUUCUGCAUCGGGUCCGGCCGCUGGCCCAACUUCCACGCCUGGUGCCUCCGCCUCGCCGCCGAGCUCCCCGCCGCCGUUCUCUCCUUCGACUACCGCCUCGCGCCCGAGCACCGCAUCCCCGCCGCCCAGGAGGACGGCGCCAAGGCCAUGUCCUGGCUCCGCGCCACCGCCGACCCCUGGCUCGCCUGCGCGGCAGACUUCGCCCGCGUCUUCGUCGCCGGCGACUCGGCCGGCGGCAAUAUCGCCCACCACGUCGCCGCCGCGUUCGGCAAGACCGGCCUCAGCCCCUCCAUCCGUAUCCGCGGCGCCGUCCUCCUGGCGCCGGCCAUGGCCGGCGAGGCCCGGACGCGCGCCGAGCUGGAGUGCCCGCCCGGCGCGUUCCUCACCACCGAGACCUGCGACAAGUACUGCCGUCUCGCGCUGCCCGGCAGCGCGACGAGGAACCACCCGGCGAUCAGCCCGGCGGGGCCACUGGCGCCGGGGCUAGAGGCCGUGGAGAUGGCCCCCGUGCUCGUCGUCGCCGGGGAGCGCGACGUGCUGAGGGACCGGAACGCGGAGUACGCGCGGCGGAUGGUGGAGGAGUGGGGCAAGGACGUGGAGUACGUGGAGGUCGCCGGGGUUGAGCACGGGUUCUUCCAAAGGGACCCGUGGUCGGAGGGCGCCGACGAGGUCGUCCGGCUGGUCCGGCGGUUCGUCGUCGAGCACACGGACUAGGAGUAGGACGGGCGACCUACCUGACUACCUGCCGGAUUAUCAAUCAAUAAUGUUUGCUCUUUGUUCCUGGAAUCGUCAAUCUGAUCACGGAAAGUGACUACCUUUUUUACUGCUCUGAAUGGUGAAGGAGCACCACCGUCUGCUAAAAGUUGUGCCAAAAAAGGUAGUGGGGCUUGUAUCAAGACUAAUGGUGGAGCCUACCAAAAAUCAUUUUCUUCUGGAGUUUGUAACUUA